This is a messenger RNA of Gongylonema pulchrum, 480 nucleotides long. NCBI's taxonomy places the organism in Eukaryota, Metazoa, Nematoda, Chromadorea, Rhabditida, Gongylonematidae. The record is from the annotation of a GenBank genome assembly.
CGUGAUGCGACACGUGCUUUUGUCAGCGGUGAUUUUUCGGAGAGCGGCCUUGUGGAUAAUGUGGAGGGCCUUGGCUACCAGGAUUUGCUCGGCGUUUUUGACUGGGUGAAAUUUUAUGAGAAAGAUUAUGAACUGGUUGGUCGUGAUGCGACACGUGCUUUUGUCAGCGGUGAUUUUUCGGAGAGCGGCCUGGUGGAUAAUGUGGAGGGCCUUGGCUACCAGGAUUUGCUGGGCGUUUUUGACUGGGUGAAAUUUUAUGAGAAAGAUUAUGAACUGGAAGUGGUAGAAUUAAUUGACAGUUCACUGAACUGGAAAGAUAUCCAAGCGGAGGAGACGAAAGUUUUUCCACCGUGCAAUUCAGAAUGGCGAAAAGACAUUGGUGGUCGUGUGUGGUGCUCGAAAAAAAGUGGUGGCAUUGAAAGGGAAUGGAGUGGAGUCCCGAGGAAGCUGUUUGAUCCUGCAUCAAAAUCUUCUCGGUAA